Molecule: messenger RNA, 477 nt
Organism: Paraglomus brasilianum
Lineage: Eukaryota; Fungi; Glomeromycota; Glomeromycetes; Paraglomerales; Paraglomeraceae
Source: the annotation of a GenBank genome assembly
UUAAAGCGUUUAAGCUUGAAGAAGAUUAUGGGUUAGAAGGUGUAUCCGGUGAUGAUUUGAUAGGCGAAGAAAUAAAAUGCUUAGAUUUACAAUUCCACUAUAAAGGAAAGUGGCUAAGCUUAGAUAAUACCGAAGUAAUAGACUUUCAAAUUUGCAAAAAUCCAUCGACAAGAAUGGUUAUGGAUGCGCGAAACAAAAUUAGCUUUGGAUUUUCUCUGGAAAAUUGUACGCGCUAUGCUAAAAUUGAGAUAAAUGGUAUGAGUAUCCCAUUAAUUGGAGACAAUAGCAAUAAAGCCAGCCCCAUUAAAAAUAACUUAUCCAGUCACAAAGUGCAUCUAUCUGCAAAAGAUAUUACUUCCGAUUCCCACAUUUGUCGCAUCAGUUCACAUCAAAAAAAGAAAAGAUAUGGAGAGGCCAAGAUUAUCAAAAGCGUUAUAGUAUCUGAAUCUGAUUCCACAACCAGUUCGGGAUCAGAGG